AAACCGAAGAGAUGGAACGACCGUAAGAAAAAGAAACCCUCAAAAUCUCAUUUCAUCUGCUUGGUAAGCGAUAAGAGAAGGAGAAGGAUCUGGUUUUCUUCGUUGGAGGAAAUCCAUGGCGCCCAAGUCUAAAGAGAAGCCAAAAGCGGCUGCUGCGCCGUCGCAGCCUCCUCCCCCUAUCGAAGAUCUUUUCACUUCACUCAACAGACACAUCCAACGAUCCGAAUUCACACAAGCCGUCAAAGUUGCAAAUCAAGUUCUGUCAGUUGCGCCGGGAGAUGAAGACGCCAUUCGAUGCAAAGUUGUGGCGUUGAUGAAGGCCGAUAAGAUUGAGGAUGCUCUCUCAGCAAUUCAAUCUGCUCAGAAGGUUUCUUUUGAUUUCAGUUUCUACAAGGCAUAUUGCCUAUACCGACAGAACAAGUUGGAUGAAGCUUUGAAGCUUUUGGAGAAGCAAGAUAAGACUCAACCUAGGAUGUUGUUAGAAUCUCAGAUUCUAUAUCGUCUAGGGAAAAUGGACGCUUGUGUUGAUAUCUGUCGAAAUCUUCAAAAAGCAAAGAUUGAUUCCUUGGAAAUAAAUUUGGUUGCUGGUUUGGUUUCUGCUGGAAAAGCUUCAGAAGUGCAAGGAACAUUGGAUACCAUUAAGAUCAAAGCUACCAGCAGCUUUGAGUUGGCAUACAAUAUUGCUUGUUCUUUAAUUGAAGGAAAUAAACUUAAGGAUGCAGAACAACUCUUGCUCACAGCCCGAAGAAUUGGUCAGGAAACACUGACAGAAGAAAACCUUGCUGAUGAGGACAUUGAGAAUGAGCUUGCUCCUAUUGCUGUCCAAUUAGCUUAUGUUCAUCAGCUCCUUGGUCAAACACAGGAGGCUGUUGGAGCUUAUACAGAUAUUAUAAACCGAAAUAUGGCAGAUGAACCUUCACUUGCAGCAGCAGUGAACAACCUUAUUGCUGUGAAAGGCCCAAAAGAUAUAUCUGAUAGCUUAAGGAAACUUGAUCGGCUUAAAGAGAAAGACUCGCAGAAGUUUGAGCUUGCGCAUGCGAUUGACUUGAAGCUUUCACCAAAACAAAAAGAGACACUAUAUUCGAAUCGUGUUCUACUCCUUCUUCAUGCAAAUAAGAUGGAUCAGGCUCGGGAACUUGUCUCCGUUUUGCCAGAGAUGUUUCCUGACAGUGUGAUGCCAGUACUGCUUCAAGCUGCUGUCUUGGUAAGAGAAAACAAGGCAGGGAAAGCUGAAGAAAUGUUGGGUCAAUUUGCUGAGGCAUUUCCUGAAAAGUCGAAGAUCAUACUCUUGGCAAGGGCACAGGUUGCUGCUGCUGCUGGUCACCCUCAAAUUGCAGCUGAAUCCCUUGCUAAGGUUCCCGACAUCCAGCACAUGCCUGCAACUGUUGCCACUCUUGUUACUCUCAAAGAGCGUGCUGGAGAUAAUGGUGCAGCCACUGUGCUUGACUCUGCAAUCCAAUGGUGGAAAUCUGCUAUGACUGAGGACAACCAGCUCAGUGUUAUUAUGCGAGAGGCUGCAUCCUUCAAGCUCAGGCAUGGCAAGGAGGAGGAAGCUGCCCACUUGUAUGAGGAGCUUGUAAAAGGUCACGGAGAUAUAGAAGCAUUAGUCGGGCUGAUAACUACAGUUGCUCGUGUGAAUGUUGAAAAGGCUGAAGCUUACGAGAAGCAACUGAAACCAUUACCAGGUUUGAAGGGGGUUGAUGUGGAUGCUUUAGAGAAAACUUCAGGGGCAAAACCUGUUGACGGUGCUUCUCGUGGCGGGAUUGCUGAUGCUCAAGAGGAUGGUAAGAUCAAGGAGAAACCAAAGAAAAAGAGAAAGAGAAAGCCGAGGUAUCCCAAAGGGUUUGACCCCGCAAAUCCUGGUCCUCCACCAGAUCCAGAAAGAUGGCUCCCAAAGAGGGAAAGGUCAAGUUACAGGCCCAAACGAAAGGAUAAGAGAGCAGCUCAGGUGAGAGGAUCCCAGGGUGCAGUGGUUAGAGACAAGAGUGAGUCUAGUGCUUCAGCUACCAAUUCCAGUACUUCAAACCCAAAAUCGAACCAAGCCACUAGUUCAAAAGGAGCUUCACAGAACGCUGAGCCAUCACGACCUCAAUCUAAGUCCUCAAGAAAGAAGUCUAGAAAGUAAUCAGAGGAAACGUGUUUGGGGUAAGGAAGUUUCAAACUGCUUGGCUUUAAUGUUAUUUGUUUCUUCAUGGAUCGUGAUAGACAAUAGUUGAACUAAUUAUGAUGUUUACUUUCAUAUAAAACCCUAUCAAAACUUGAGGAUAGUUUUUUGAAGGAGAGUUAAGGGUUUCAUAAUUUCAUUGGAUAUUUUUAUAUUCUAUUGUAUCUCUGUCAGUGGUCA
Molecule: messenger RNA, 2344 nt
Organism: Hibiscus syriacus
Lineage: Eukaryota; Viridiplantae; Streptophyta; Magnoliopsida; Malvales; Malvaceae
Product: signal recognition particle subunit SRP72-like
Biological process (GO): SRP-dependent cotranslational protein targeting to membrane
Cellular component (GO): signal recognition particle, endoplasmic reticulum targeting
Molecular function (GO): 7S RNA binding; ribosome binding; protein binding
Source: RefSeq, a predicted model, not a curated record